Molecule: messenger RNA, 1932 nt
Organism: Parus major (Great Tit)
Lineage: Eukaryota; Metazoa; Chordata; Aves; Passeriformes; Paridae
Product: plasminogen-like
Exons: 12
Coding region: 60-1577 (505 amino acids)
Biological process (GO): proteolysis
Cellular component (GO): extrinsic component of plasma membrane
Molecular function (GO): signaling receptor binding; endopeptidase activity
Source: RefSeq, a predicted model, not a curated record
GUCAAUAAAACUUUGUGCACCAACACACACAACUUCCAGCACCAGCCAGAUGGGCCAAAAUGGGGAUUUGCAAAGCUGCCUUGCUCUUUCUUUUCUUGCUCAGCUCAGUGAAAGGAGAUACACUGGAUGACUAUUUAAGAACAGAUGGUGUUUGGGUACUUACUCGAAACAAACAGUUUUACAAGACAAAUAAUGAAAAAGAAUGUGCGGACAAAUGUGAAGCUGAAAGAAAUUUUACCUGCAGGGCUUUCCUAUUCACCAGGAAAAAGCUACAGUGUUUAACACUGGCUGAAAAUUCUAAAAUGACAGUGACGUUCACCAGCACGGACACAGUUCUUUAUGAGAAGAGAAUUUACCUUAUGCAGUGUAAAAGAGGGAUUGGGACAGACUACAGAGGAACAGAAGCCAAGACUCAGAGGGGUAUUCCAUGCCAGAAGUGGACAGAAAAAAUACCCCACAAACCAAAUUAUACACCUGAGAGAUACCCCAGUGCAGGGUUGGAAGAAAAUUACUGCCGAAACCCUGAUGCAGAUGAAAGAGGACCCUGGUGUUACACAACAGAUCCUGCCAUGAGAUUUGAUUACUGUCCCAUCCCAGAGUGUGAGGACCAGGUCAUGCACACUGGAGAAGGUAUACUCACUUUUCAGAGAAGAGAUGUUCAAGUAGGACCCACAGGGGAGUGCAUGCAGUGUAACGGCGAGGAUUACCACGGAGAACUUUCGAGAACAGAGUCUGGACUUGAGUGCCAACGCUGGGAUGCCCAAGAGCCUCAUAUGCAUGGAUUUAUCCUGAAACACUAUCCAGAGAAGGAUCUGAAGAUGAAUUAUUGCCGCAAUCCUGAUGGUGAACUUCGGCCCUGGUGUUUCACUACCAACCCAAAUAAACGCUGGGAAUAUUGCAACAUUCCUCGUUGCACUACACCCCCACCAGUCUCUGGCCCAGACUCCCAGUGUCUUUCAGGGAAAGGUGAAGACUAUCGAGGAAAGAUAGCCACCACGGAAUCAGGAAAUGCCUGCCAACACUGGAACACACAGUUUCCUCACAAACAUGGCUGGAUCCCUGACAGAUAUCCCUGCAAGGGCUUACAGGAAAACUACUGUAGAAACCCUGAUGGAGAGAAGAAGCCUUGGUGCUACACCACCAACAGCAGCAUUAGAUGGGAAUAUUGCACAAUUCCUCCCUGUGACAGGACAGAACAAGGGAUUUCUGAUGCGCCCGUACAAGUUCCCCUAACAGAGGAGUGCUACCGAGGCAGAGGCCAGAGUUACCGUGGCACAACAUCUGUCACUGCGUCAGGAAAGAAGUGCCAGGCCUGGAGCUCCAUGUUCCCACACAGCCAUAUAAAAACCCCAGACAAAUUCCCAGACGCGGAUUUGAGGGACAACUAUUGUAGAAACCCAGAUGGUGACAGCAGCCCGUGGUGUUUCACCACUGACCCCAACACGUUAUGGGAGUACUGCAAUAUCAAGAGGUGUGAUGACCAUACACAGGAGCCUGCACCUAAUGCCUCCCCUGGAAUGAUGGACCACCAUAUUGGCCCAGCUACACCCAACACAUCUGGUAACAGCUGGCUAUAAGUGUCACCUCCUGUAGAGUCUGUGGGCUGAAGCUGGACAACCUCUGGUCUGCCAAGAGAAAAACAGAUUUGUCCAAUAUGGAGUCACCUCUUGGGAACUGGCCUGUACCCAGCCAUCAAAGCCUGGUUUUGUCCGAAUUCCUGGUUUUGUUUCUUGGAUCAAGAAUGCAGUAGCUUCCCGCUGAAUCUGGAUGCAGGCUACUUCUUCUGGAAAGCAGUCCCUGUGUCAGAAACAACAUUUCAAGUAUGGAUUUCUGACUGGUUUUAAAAAUUAUGUAAUAAUUCAUAGGAAUCCUAAAUAAAUACCACUACUGGCUGUGCCUAAGUAGCUAUUGCAAAGCAACAGCAAAUUGCCA